Messenger RNA from Sus scrofa (pig), 12582 nucleotides. Lineage: Eukaryota; Metazoa; Chordata; Mammalia; Artiodactyla; Suidae. The record is from RefSeq and is a predicted model, not a curated record.
UUUUUUUUUUUUUUUUUUUUUUUUGUCUUUUUGCCAUUUCUUGGACUGCUCCCACGGCAUAUGGAGGUUCCCAGCCUAGGAGUCGAAUCAGAGCUGUAGCCAUUGGCCUAUGCCAGAGCCACAGCCACGUGGGAUCCGAGCCGUGACUGCAACCUACACCACAGCUCACAGCAACGCCAGAUCCUUAACCCAAUGAGCAAGGGCAGGGAUUGAACCUGCAACCUCAUGGUUCCUAGUCGGAUUCGUUAGCCACUGAGGCAUGAUGGGAACUCCCAGGCUCUUUCAAUAUAAUGUAUAUGGCCGUACUUCAUAGUGAAGGAGGUUCUUUAUGGAUAAAAAAAAGCAUACUAGACUCCUAGAGCAAGUAGCUUAAGAAAGCAAGCAUUCAGAAUAUUCACCGUCUGCUUUGGUGGAGUUUUCGACAAUAAUAAGGGUAGAGUCAGAAAGGCACACGUACAGGCAUCUCCAUUUCCUCUUCAUAGUCUCAUCUCCUCAGUAUCGCCUCUGCGUCCAUGGGCCUCACUAGACUGUGGACGCGGAUGGACCAUGUAUCAUCUGCGGCAUCUCCCAUUUCCUGCUCAUGCACCUACCUGCUCUGCAGGACGUCUGGCCUCCUUGACAGUCUCCCCCAAUCCUUUUAUGUCUGGAUGCCCAGGGACGUCUUCUAUGUACUGAUGCGUUAGUCCAUCUGCUGGUUAUCAUGGAGCGUCGUCUCCAUGUCACUUCCUUGCUUGCUCACAUCUUCAUAAAACCCUUGAGAGGGCCUCGGCCUCGCUAAUCAUGACUCCAGUUCCGUGUGUCUGGAGAUCUCAUUCAGAGCUCUCUCUGUUGCCAACUCUUGAACAGAAGGGAAGAUGUUCCUUCAGAUCACACGCUGUAGCUGGGGUCUUAAGCCAUGCAGCCCAUGUACUUUUUCAUAUUAUGCCAAAGUUUAUGGCGUAGAACCUGGGGAAUUUGUCCUGAAGCAGGUGCAUAGAAUACUGUUCUCGAUUCCUGUUUUUUCUGUCUGUCCGUUCCAUUUCCCCAUCUGAUGCAGAACAGGGCCACACAACAUGAUGCUAAUACCCUCAUCCUUGAGCCAGGAAACAAAAGUGUUCACUCACAUGGCUUGGUGGGCGCUCAUGGAACUUCCACGUCAUCAUGUAUACCUGGUUAUGUGUCUCAUCCUUUGAAGUUCUUGAGGACUCCCAUAGAGGUCAGUGAGGGUCCAGAUAAAUUACUACUUAAUAAAAAUGACAGUAACCUUGAAGUAGUUACAUGAUUGUCUAUUUCACCUUCGAAUCUCUCCCUUUGAAAAUUAUUUAUUUUGAAUAUAACCACGCCUUACUAUUUAAAAUCUUUGUGUAUAUAUGUAUAUAUCCAGUAUGUAAAUGUGAAUAUAAAUCACAUACCUGGUAGCAUAAGGUGUGUGUGUGUAUGACACAAAGUAGCAUGAUACGUAUAUGAGUAAGUCGAUGUUCCGAUCCGUGUGAUUGAUACACAUGCAUCAGAUGUGUAAGCAUCAAAUGGGGUAGUGUAAUGUAUGUGUGUGUACGUGUAUACAGGAAUCCCACACGGUAAUAUAAUGUGUUUGCAUGUGUGUGUGAAUCAGACAGAGAGUACUGUAAUAUGUGUAAGAAUGGGGGACAGACAAGCAUGGCAUCUGUGUGUGCAUAUGUGUGUUUGCAUAUGAUUCACACACAUAGUAGUGUAAGGUAAGUGUGUGUGUGUGUGUAUGAAUCAGAGUAGUGUAAUUGGAAAAACGCAGGGCAAAUAAAACUAUCUGAAAUGAUUCUGAAAUGAUCAUACCUGCAUGACAUUGUGUAAAGCACAUAACCUUUCGAGGCACCAUUAGUAAAUUGUGAGAUUUUUACUCAGUCUUGCUAUGGUCCUUCCUGCUUCUGUGGCUAGCCUAUUCCAUCACUGAGUGGGUUAUUAUAUCUGUAAUGAUAUUUAUAACUGACCUUUCUGUAUUCAGAAUCCGUGUUGUAUCUUUGUUAGCUACUGUGGGAGAGAGACACAGUAACUCUAAUUUCAUAGUUAUUUUUCUGAACUCUUCCCAAACUGACCCCUGGUUUUUAUAAUGAGAGGAAGGCAACACUUCCCUGGAUGUCCUUGAGAAACCACAUUUUCUAAAUCCUUGCAUCAACAAAAAAUAUCACUGCAGUCUUCACCCGUCUUGUUAAGGCUACAUGGCCCUGUAAUACCUAAUGAUUUGAGUGGGAAAUCCUUGAAGUCAGUGUUUAGGCAGUGCCUAGGUAGUAGUCCCUGCCUCAAGCUCCAUACUUGGCAUAUAUCUGUGGAAAGAACAAAUGGUUGUAUGAGAAGAUGCAUUUUAAUAAUUCACUGUCAUCUGUGUGCCCAGGUGUUUGCUGAAGAUUUCUUUGCGAUGUUGUAGUUGGAGCUGGUGGGGAGAGACGGUUUCUUACCCUGGUGGUUGCGAGAUGGCAAGUGCUAUUUUGAUGCUGUUUGUAACUGUGAUAGAGAAGCUGAGGGAUGGUGGGAGUAGAAUGUUAGUGCGUUUCUAUCUUUGGGGAACAGUUGCUGCACCCCUUUUGGAGGAACCAUCUUAAACCAGUGAACCACAUUAUUUCAUUAGCUCUGUGUCUGUAGAAUCGUAUGGGGGCUUUCCCUCUGGGCAUAAAUCUUGUGUCCAUAGGGCACUGAAGCAGUUAAUCUAAAUGCUCUCUUUUGGACUCAAAGUGCAGUGCGGACAGAGCCCUGAGUUAUGAUGCUGGAACAUCAGAAGGUCCUGCUCUACUCAUGGAAUAUUCUUACUAGCUUGUGGUCACUGCAGUGGGAAGCGAAAAACUCUGUGUGGGGAAAUUAUAACCAUUAAAAGAAAAUUUGGUAAUCAAACAUGAAAGAACACCUCUUUCACUCAUGAAAUGCCUUUACUUUUUUUGUGUGUUUGUUUUCGUUUUUUUAAUUUCAAAAUCCAUUUGAGCAUUCCUCACUAAUAAAGCUUGCUGCGAUGGCAAAAAACGGCUUUCAGAGGCCCUUAGUCAGCUUAGGCUGAUUAGGUGUAGUGGUAAUUAAUUCUUACUUUGAUACCUCGUUGGCCUUCUUACUUGCGGAAAAGGAGUAAACAUGAGAAAUAGGAUUUUAAAAGAUGUGGGUGGUUAUAAGCUAUGCCGCAUGUUCUUCAGAAAGAUAUGUGGCCCUAAAAUUAAUGCGAUGAGAACUUGUUGUAUGAAGUUGGUUUACCCAGCGGGUUUUAAAAAUGUUUUAAUUGGAAUUCCUGUCUUGGCUCAGUGGAAACGAAUGUGACUAGCAUUCACGAGGACGCAGGUUCGAUCCCUGGCCUCGCUUAGUGGGUUAAGGAUCUAGUGUUGCCAUGAGCUGUGGUGUAGGUCACAGACUCGGCUUGGACCUGGUGUUGCUGUGGCUGUGGUGUAGGCCAGCAGCCACAGCUCCUAUUCGACCCCUAGCCUGGGAACCUCCGAAUGCUGUAGGUGUGGCCCUACAAAGACAAAAAAAAAAACCUUUUCAUUAAACAUAUUUAUACAUUUUUUAAGUUGAUUUUUAUUUUAUGUUGGCUUAUGAAAUCUACCAUGUUGUCUGUACAGCAGAAAUUGUCAAAACAUUGUAAAUCAACUCAAACAGAAAAAAGAAAAAAUCUUACCAAAAAAAUCUAUGAUGUUGUAUCAGUUUAAGGUGGACAGCAAAGUUAUUCAGUUAUACAUAUGCAUCUAUCUCUUCUUUUAUGGAAGCAGUUUUGAUGUCCUUAAAGUUGAGUGUAAAGACAAAAAAAAACAAGCCAAAAACAAAACCCAUUUAGGUUUUGUAUGCUUCGUAUUGGCUGUCAGUUAGCUCUUUUCAUCAGACCGUCUGACAGCGUUUUGAAAUGUGGGCAUUAGGUUUGUGCCCACUCUCACCUCAGUGAGGAGCCUUCUUCCAGAGUCCACAUGAAACGAAAGGUUCAUCUUAGGGGGUGGUGGGCAAGGCAGAACUCCCUCGCCUUAAGGAGCAGCCGGUGCGAGCAUUCUGCCAACUGGCUGGUUUGUGAGAAUGAGUGAAGUCAUCAAGGCCAGAGCUAUUUUCAUGCACGGACACGGAGCUCCGGGGCAGCUGGAGGUGCUGCACAGAUGAAGAGGUUUUCAGAAGCAGAAAAUUUCCCUGCUGACUGAUAGCAUCCCCGCUUCCCACCGGCGGGGGCCUCUGACAUCUCCAGGCAGCACUAGGUCUGGUGUAAUAGCCCAGACAGAGGAGGGAUGGGGGAGUGUUUCUAGCCUUUCCCGGUUAUCCAAAGCCAGGUCUCCAUAUCAAGAUGCCAGGACCGCCCUCCAGGAUAGGUGGCCCCCUUGGUCAGGAAAAUAGGGGUGGUGCACAGCUGGAGGUGCAGGCUUCUGUUCAUGGAGCAAGACAGAUUCUUUUUCCUUUUUUUUUUUUUUCCUAUUUCUUUUACUCAAAAAGGUCAGAAAUGCAAAGGCUGCCCUUUGUGCUGACACCAUCCUGUAGGAGAUUAGGAGCAGAGUAAAGGAAGUGGGAUGUGCAUCAUGUAUAAUUUAUCAGCACAUUGAAAACAAAUUGAACAGCACGCUGGACAGUCAACCACUGCACAACAGCACCGAUGUGGGAGAAAAUGCCUUUCUCAAACCCUUAAGAAAAAGAUCGAUCACUUGUAAAACCAAUUUUUUGGUGUAAUCCGAACUGCGUUUUCCCAUUCUGAUCCUGAACUCUGCCUUGUGGGUUCUGCCACUAAAGAGCCUUCAGAAAUGCAUAAAUGAAUAUGUGAUGAGAGAAUCAUCUACCGGAUGCUGUUUUAACCACUUCCGAAAGGAUCUAAAAGUGUACACCGAGCUCCGGCCCUUCAGUGACUUCAAAAAAGUCCAGAUACAUCCACCAAAUGGAGAUAAAUUUAGCGAUAAUGAGAUACUAAGUUGGCGCCUAAGACAGUCACUCCUUUUCAGCUUCACUGAUGCAAGGAUUUUCAAUUCAAGAAGCAAGAGGUAUCGCCUGAUAAGUAGUUUCCUACAAUAGGAGUGAAUCAAAGCAGACCCUCUUCAGCAUGAGUGCACUCAGGGGUCAUGACUGUGGAAGCUGCCAUGAUUCAACCCUGUUGAGCAAUGGGCCGUCAGAGACAGGAAGCUGCCUUGUUUAUUCAAAGUAGGUACCACAGUCUCAGCCCGCUGAGCAAGGUUUUGCAGGCACUUUCAUUCUGAAUAGGAAGCCCUGGUGCAAGCAAAAACCAAAAAGCCAAAGUACUUGGGAUAGGUGUUGAUACCGUACUAAGGCUUUCAAGCUCUUGUUUAUUUUCUUAAUAUUUUUAAUUAAAAAGGCACAACCUUUACAUUUCUUUUUCAGUAACAGUUAACAGUUUAGCAAAGCUCUCAUGUAAGUCAGGAUUGGACAGAGUGCAUGGCCUGCAUUUCUACAAUGCUUGAUGAAUUCAAAGUUAAUGAAACCUUGAUGCAGGGAGGUGUGGCUUCCUUCAGACUCUUCCAAAAGGCGUAUAUUCAGAGGUUUCUGCUGUGUGUCAGCAGGACAAAAUCACCAUUGCCUUAGGAUUUCUGGGCAAGUGGGGGAGGGAUUGCAGAGUAAUUUGAUAGAAUUGGGGGCAUCAUUUGGAACAUUUUCAAUUACAGAUGAAGAAAGUAAUACUGCAAAGCGUCUUUCUUUCCUGAUAAUAUCAUAAUCUAAGAAUUAUCAUGGAAGUUAGAUGAAUGAAUCCAACUGAGAGUUGCUUCUGUUCAGUAUUAGACUUGUUAUUUGGGGGGGGGAUUAAGAAAAACUAUAGUAAUCUUAAAUGAAAGCUUUCCUAGAUAUAAUUUACUCUUUCUCUGAAGGCUAAAAGGAACUUGAGGAUCAUGAAAUCUGGUAUCGUUUUGAAAAGCCAGGCUUGAGAUCUAACUUCCUCCUUAUUGCUCUGGGACCAAGGGCACAUAACAUAUCUGGGGCCUCUGUUUCCUCGUUUGUAAGAUGACCUUAAUUAAAAGAAUCUCCCUGAAAGGAUUGUUGUGACAUUUUGAAAGAAUAACUCUGAAAGGCCCUAGUGUGAUGUCUAGUAUGUAGAAAGAGCAAAAUAAAGGUGGCCCGUUCGUAUGAUGACUAAUAAUGUUAUUUUCUUCUUCCUCAAGGCUCUCAUUUGAAAGAUUCAUUUUCACUUCCGUCUGACUAUUGGACCACGGUCUGCAUUUGGUCCACCACCCUCACCUCUGGUACUGGAAAAUAAUUUUCCUUCUGGUGGUCUGAAAUGAAGGCUCUAGCAGUAAUAAAGAUCAGAUCAAUGUGACUCUGGAAACAAAUGGAUGAAUGAAUAUCCAUAUGAAGAGGAAAACAAUAAAGAACAUCGACACCUUUGAGAACAGAAUGUUAAUGCUUGAUGGGAUGCCGGCAGUCAGAGUCAAAACAGAGCUUUUGGAAUCUGAACAAGGGUCUCCAAACGUCCACAACUACCCCGAUAUGGAAGCUGUUCCCCUGUUGCUAAAUAACGUGAAAGGGGAGCCCCCAGAGGACUCGUUAUCCGUAGAUCACUUCCAGACACAAACUGAGCCAGUGGACUUGUCAAUCAACAAAGCCAGGACAUCCCCCACAGCCGUCUCAUCCUCUCCGGUUUCCAUGACAGCGUCUGCCUCCUCACCUUCUUCAACUUCAACCUCUUCAUCGUCUUCUAGUCGUCCAGCCUCAUCCCCCACUGUUAUAACAUCAGUAUCUUCAGCAUCGUCUUCGUCCACAGUAUUAACUCCAGGGCCCCUUGUUGCCUCUGCAUCUGGUGUGGGAGGCCAGCAGUUUUUGCACAUUAUCCACCCUGUACCGCCUUCAAGUCCCAUGAAUUUACAGUCUAACAAACUGAGUCACGUUCACCGCAUCCCCGUGGUGGUACAGUCGGUGCCUGUCGUCUACACAGCUGUGCGGUCACCUGGAAAUGUGAACAACACUAUCGUAGUACCGCUUUUGGAGGAUGGGAGGAGCCAUGGCAAAGCACAAAUGGACCCCCGAGGCCUAUCUCCCAGACAAAGUAAAAGUGACAGUGAUGAUGAUGACCUGCCAAAUGUGACCUUAGAUAGCGUUAAUGAAACUGGAUCUACGGCCCUUUCCAUAGCCAGAGCAGUACAAGAGGUACAUCCGUCCCCAGUGUCCAGGGUCCGGGGAAAUCGAAUGAAUAAUCAGAAGUUUGCUUGUUCAAUCUCACCAUUUAGUAUUGAGAGCACAAGACGCCAGAGAAGGUCUGAAUCCCCAGACUCCAGAAAGCGGCGUAUCCACAGAUGUGAUUUUGAGGGAUGUAACAAAGUCUACACAAAGAGUUCUCACCUGAAGGCUCAUCGAAGGACGCACACAGGAGAGAAGCCCUACAAGUGUACCUGGGAAGGCUGCACCUGGAAGUUCGCUCGCUCGGAUGAACUGACGAGGCAUUACCGCAAACACACGGGAGUGAAGCCAUUCAAGUGCGCGGACUGUGAUCGCAGCUUUUCCCGGUCAGAUCACCUGGCACUGCACCGCCGGAGGCACAUGCUGGUGUGAGGAAGGCUACCUGUCCAGCUGAGCGUAAGAGCUGGAUCUCUUCGUGGCACCCAAUUCAGCAGGGCUGAAUCCCCUUCACAGUGUUAACGCGAAAGGGCAUCACCAUCCCACGAUGUCUGAAAGUCGAGCAGGAAAAAGAAGUUGUACCGCUUCUCCUUUCUGUCUGAAGGUAACCCCAUCAUGACUACACGAGAAACGACUUCAUGCGGGCCUGGGAGACCGGUGACACAAAGGCUGAAGAGACAGGCAUUGUUUUCCGUGCUGUGUACUCUGCCAUUUAAAGAUGUUUGUAGUUUGUACAUUUUCUGAGCUGUCAGACAUGUUGUGAUUGAUACUUUAACAGGUCAUCUGCCACAAAUGGAUGGCUAGAGCAAGACCUUGUAAUUUGGAUGGCUCUCCCCUCAUCCCACUCCCCGAGCCCCUUUUUACAAACGUUUUAGUUACUGUCUAAGUAAGAUAGAACACACAUCCAAUCUGUUACCAGCAAGCGGCAUGAAAGUAGAAAAGAAGAAGCUGUUGGAGAGGUUCCAUUACCUGGAAAGAAAGGAGCACUCAGGCAGCCCUUUGCAAUAGUGAUGGCGGCAGGCAACUCGAUACCAUCCGCGACUUGUCAUUAUGCCAUGCCCUGGAGAAACCCAACAUUGAUUCUUUCAUUUGUUUGUUGUUGAUCGUUUUUUGUUUUGUUUUGAUUCUGUUUUGUUCAUCUGUUGGAGCAGAGGGGCAGCGACAUUUCAGUUGGAGUCUAGUCCUGGUGUCUGCCCUGGCAUGGAUGGGCCCAGAGCUGUUCUGUAGUUGAAUAGGAAGAGCCUGUCAAAAAAAAAAAAAAAAAAAAAAAAAAAAAAACCACAACAACAACAAAAAAAAAAACUACUGCCCCACUUCACAUCGCAGUGUUCUGUCACCUAGGCAUCAUCUCUUCCUGCCCCUAGUAUUUGAUUACAAGGAAUCCGGCCGGGGGGUGGGGGGAACUUUCUUAGACACACUGGCACCAAGGUAAGAGGUGGGGCUGCCCAGGUAAAGUCAGUGAACAUGAAAAAAUCAGACAAAGUGGAGAUGGAAAGAAUGCACCUCUUGAGGAGAAAAGCAAUAAUGAAUAAAAGGACUUUCCUACAAUAACUUCACUGAGGACUCACAUUACCAAUUUUCAUACUUACUAAAGGGAUUGUAAAAAACACCCCAGUAUUUUAGAUGUCUUGGUUACAUUUACAGCACUGAGGUAAUCUUUCUGCUGUUUGUUGUCCUGCUUGGUUGAGUACCACAAUUAAAGAUUACGCUCCCCCUUUUCUUGUUUGAAAACAGUUAUUUGGUGACUAGAAAGGCCACAGAGGCAUAGCAGGGAAUUAACUCUUGGGUGAAUGGGUCAUUUCUCCUUGGAACUGAGUCAGUGGGAAGAGAAUGCUCCCCAAGGAAAUUCUGACAUGGUGCUAGUUUCCACCCUUGGAGAGCCAAGGAUAAGUGACUCUCCAAUAGGUUCUUCUCUACAGAUUUCAUUUUCUAAACUGUAUUAUUAGGACCCAGUGAUUCUGCAAUGGCAUCUACAGGGAUGCCGAACCCACUCAUCCUGUGCUGAGGGUGAGAGGAAAUUGUAGUCCCAUCCACCCCCUAAAAAUUAUGAGCCUUUUUUGCAACUAGCAGAGUCUAUAAUAAACAAAGCAAUACAUCACCAAUGAGCAUUCUUUCAGAAAAAUUAUCAUAUUUUUUCCCCACUAAAAGCUGGGUUUUUUCAGCUUUUUGUGGCUAAGGGGCUUGGUGAGGUUUUGUUUUGUUUUGUUUUGUUAAUUGUUGUUGUUGUUGUUAAGAUUUUUUAUAGCUUAGAUAUAAGAAGUUGCCAGCAUAGACCUUUGCAAUAUAUUUUAAUUACAAACACUUGAUUUGGGGAACUGCACAAAUUAACCUCAAAAUAGUAGUAGCUCAUUUUUAAAGGUUUGAACAUUCUGAAAUGAUUUUUAGUUGCAGAAUUAUCCUUUUCAGGAUCAUCUUCUAGUUCAGAUAAUCUUAUUCUGAUAAAGCAAAAACUAUAAACAUUGAAACAAGGAUGAUUUGUGUUGGAUGGCAUGAAAAGGAUUUUUUUUUUUUUGUUUAAGGUUCAAGCAACAGCGUAAUGAUUUUCAGGUCAAAUUCUGUCUUCAAAAAUGUUUGCUCUACAUUUUCUGCCACAUCUGAAAAAUUCAUCAGGCAAUUUCCCUCCAACAAGGGCUGCAAUUCUAUGGAUAAAUAGCUUCUUUAGGUACACAAUGUACUACCCACCAAGCACCGGGGGUAUGUUUUGUUUGUGUGUUUGUUUUUUACUAACUGGAAAGUUUUAUCUGUACUGUAUGCAACUCCUACUUCUCAUUGCCUCUGACCAUUUUGAAUAGAAAUGCCAGUGUCGGUUACUGGUCAGUGGCAAAGAACACAGAGCAUACCGAACACAGAGCACAGCGAACACAGCUGUGAAGCCCUCUAUGCUAGUCCUGGAACCCAGUUGGCAGGUAGUAGGUGAAUCACUCAGGUGAAGGGCAGACUUGAUUGAAUUCUGCCUGCUCUCAUAAGAAGGGCCAAUCCUUUUCUCUGCUAAGAGAUCUUGAGAAUAUUACAGGUAGAAAUGGUUUUUAGAAAUCAUAGAACUGACAGGCAGCGGGAGCUUCCUGAGUGACAGCUUGCUUUAAAUUUAGCACAGAAUGAAAUGAGAUGCUCCCCUCUAAUAACAUAGGAAAGAUUCAGGGAAGUGAGCGUUUCUGCUUACCCCCUGAAAGUGGAAACCCAACUGAGAAAGUUUACUGAUAAAACCUGUCAGCAUUAUAUCAUUUCCCCCUUUUGACCUAUUGAUACUUCUAAGGAGGGAUCCAAGCACAAGUAGUGAAUGAAUGGCUGAUCUAGUCCCAGGACUGAAACUUACCUGGGGCUUGUCUUGGGACAUAGCAAAUUUUCCUUGGCGAAGGAAAGUGUUUCCCCUUGGAAAGGAAAGUGGUUUGGAAGAGAAGGAAUUACAUUUCUUCAGGCAUGGAAAAGCCUCUUCCAUUUUGUCUUAGUCCAUUCUAGCCUCUUUUAAAAAGCACAGUAGAUGAUGAACAACAGAAAAGGAGUAGAAUCCAAAGGACUUCUCAGUUGUUCACUAACUGGAAACAUUCUUUGGUUUUAAAUUUGAAGCUGUUUAAUUUGCAGCUGGGCAUAUGUACGUGUUUCAGAACUUAGACACAGGGAGCUGUAAUGGCUUGAGAAGCUACAGUCGACCUGACUAUCUCGUUUGCAUUGCAGAGAUUGAUUUUAAGGAAGUUAAUAUUAUUUGGAAAGCUAUGAGGUUCAGACUUUGAUGUUUUAAUAGAUUUCUUCCUCACAUUAUGAUCUUAGGCUGUUUGGGGAAAGAUUCUCACUUCCCCAUUCACCUCCAUCCCAUUAAUUUUGUGUGGACUCUGAGAAGCCUGCUUGAUAACUUGUCUUAAGUUCUAUUAAGGCAUUUAGACUGAAAUUCUUAAGGGCUUUACCAUAUACAUUAUUCUAUUUCCUGACAUUACUUUUACAAAACACUAUAGGACAUUUAUUUUCAAAAGCAGUUGAAUAACAGUAACAUAAACCACAUUUUUUUAACAAAAAAAAAAAGAGCACUUUUUAUUCACUUUAAAGUUUAAGUGGAAAAUAGGAAGAGAAAUGUCAGGGGAAAAAAAACCUUGCAAAAUGCUACCGAGUUUACAGAUGCCAGUUCUAGAUGAUUAAAAAGCCCAUUCUCCUUAUGAUUGAAAUUUGGCAUAGCUUAUACAAAAAUUGUGUUCAUUUUUAUACAGUUGUUGUGACUUCAAAUUGCUUUGUGUUUUAAACAUAAAUAUAAUUCUGCACUUUGAAAUCAGUUCAUUAGAAUGAUAACAUGUAUAUGGAUAAAGAUGCAGUAUUCCUCAUUCUGUACUUUAUUUAUUAUACUUACCAAAGCUGCAAUUGAAUAAAUCUGGUGAGGUGAGGCCUUCAGAUGUAUUAGUACGCCUUUGUUAUAUUGUUAUGACUGCUUAGAAGUGUAGCCAUGAUGUCGUUAUAAAGGUGUCUUAACAUUUAGAGUAAGGAUUGACAGAAUUGAAGCAGUGUUAAGAAUACCAGCAUUCAUGAUGUGUUGAGUUGUAGUCUUUGUGUAAGGGACUGAAUGUGAGAUAACUAUUAUGAAUCAUAAUAGGCCCAGGAAGCCUUAAUACUCAUAGUCCAUAAUCCAGUCUCAGAUUUUGGUCCUUACUAACUAACGCCUGUAAAUUUAGGAGGUAAAUGUAUUCUACAGCUUCAUUGAUCAGAUCUCUUCCUUCCAGUUUUCCGAGGUAGUGCAUCUCAUUAAAAAAUCAAUUUGAUUUGCUUUUGUUUAGUAAAAGGGUUUGGUAAACCAUGUCUUCCAUAUCACAUUUCUACGUAUCCCCACACUGCCUUCCUCUUACCUGUACAGGCACCGCCAACACAUGCACACCUGAAUACACACCUGUAUAUGCAGCAGCCAGUGGGCUAAUAAAUAUCAAUGAAGAACUUUUUUAAAAAAGAAUGAAUUUGUAAUAAUCCAUGCUGUCUAGAAAUGUAAGUUAUUUACCUUAUUAAGGAAUCAGCUUAUGAUGCUAUAUAUGACUUUGCCUGCAUUUUAUAGUUAAGAAGUGUACAUAAAAAUUUUAAAUGCUAUAUUUUCUCAGUUUCAUUAUAGAAUAAUGUCUGUUUAGCAACCCAUGUCCAUUGGUACUUUAAAUAUGCUAAAUACUGUGCAAUUGCAAUAGAAAUUCAGAUUUUCAUAAGAAAAUGAAAUAGGAUACUGCAUCUUAAAAGAAAAUAGAGUGAAGCUAUUUUGCUGUAUUCGUAACAUAUGUGAUAGUGGAAAAGUAUUUUCAAACUCACAAAUUUUACAGAGGUUGUAAAUAGUUUGAUGAAGUAUGUUGGGAAAAAGAGCUUCUAGUUUUCAUCACAAUAAAAAAAGAAAAACUUGUUCAGAUAUGCCUUGUAUAUCUUACAUACAAUUAGCGGUGUUGCCAUGGCAACUCUGUUCCACUUGGUCAGAGCACAGCCCUCAUGCUCCCUGACAAAAUGCAGUGGCCACUUGUCGCCUUUCAGCCAGGAUGGGUUAGAACACAGUGAAGUCAUUUUAAGUUGCAGACAACUGAUUCCAAACUCGCAAUGUCUUUGCUUGAAAGAGCAAAACAGAUGCAU